UCAAAGGAAAUUUGAGUAAUAAAAAUAAAUUUCUGUAAAACACUUUACAGAAGACAAAAUCUUUCUUAGAAUUAGACGCAAAAGGAAGGAAUACAUCUAUAAUCUGAAAAGACAGGCAAUUUAAUACUUAUAGUAAUAGAAUGAAGCCAAAAUCUUCUGGCUUGCGUGCACGACGAAGUUUAACUUUUGAAGAACGCCCAUAUGCUGGGAAAACAUUUUACGUUGAUGUAAAGUCAGCCUCAGCAAAAUCCAAGAUUUCCCAACGUAUACAACAUUUAGGAGGACAAAUUGAAAAUUUCUUAUCCAAGGACUUGAGCUUGUUAAUCACUGACAAAAAUUCAACACGGCAAUCAAGAGAUGAUUGUUCAUCAAAACAGGCUGUGAAAAGUGUUCCAUUGAGCAGAGGGCAGGCUCUUCUGUUAAAAGCAUCAGCCAAUCAGAACUGUGAUUCAAACAACAACAGCAAUGGACUGUUACAAAGUGCUGCAAAACUGGGAAUUAAAAUUGAGACUCCUGCUGGAUUCCUUCGUGACAGCUCAAAACUCUUGGAGAAACUUGCACCAGAAACUCCUCCUGGCAAAUUGGAUACCUCCAUGAGUGGAAUGUCACCAAUUACUUGGGAUUCAGAAAAAGAAAAUGGUCCUGUAAUUAAAGUUGAAGAUGAAGAUGGCUUGUAUAGACCUUUAUUCAAACAGUUUGAGUCAUUUCCACAGGUUUCUUAUAAUGAAACUGGGUCUCCUUUUGAUGUUGGUGUAGUGUUGACUAAGGUUAAAGAAAGUAAUAACCAGUCAAAGAAGAAAUCAGCUGGAGGAGUACUCAGGGGAGGAUACUGUGAAUCUUGUGACCACUGGUAUAAAUGUAGUCUAAGAGAACAUUUGAAUAGUGAAAAGCAUAAAGAAUUCAUUUCUGUUGCAGAAAAUUUUACAUCUUUAAAUCAUGUGUCAUCUUGUUUACCUAAUCUUGGGAAAUUUGUGGGUAAAUACGGACUCAAAGACAAUGGUGACAGUCCUGAAAUCUUAUCUGAUACACAGAACUUAAGCGGUGCUCUCGAUAUGUGUGAAUCUGAUCUUCAAGACCUUGUACGUAGCAGACUUUCACCAGGUUCUGAAGAAAAUAGAAAUUCCAAAGAAUUAGGAGGUUUAUCAUGCCAUGACGAUAAAUUUUCAGACACUAAACAGAAAGUUAGAUGUAGGAAUGUUUCAAGGACUGAACCGAUAUUAGAACAAAACUGUAACCUUGAUGCUGAAGCUGUUCCAAAUACUCAGCCUGUUAAAUAUGCAGAAGAAAGUCUUUCUUUGCCUCAGUAUCAAAGUGCAGUAAAAGUUUCAGCCACAGACUUUCAGAAAAAACUGUCUGUGAAUACACUUCAAAGUGAUAGAAGUGAACCUAAAAGUGAAUAUAGCAAUAGAAGUAUUAAAGCAAGCAUGUCGAAACAGAUGGGUAGAAUGUUCUCAGUGGAUGAUGUUAUUGCAAGUGUUACCGAAAAUGAUGACUAUUUUUCAUCAGGAGAUGAAAUUGGGGUAGAAGGUCCCUUGUCCAAAACAUCUUGCAUUAUUACAAAGCAUCUGACCUCGGAAACGUCAACAAAUGUAAGUUCAAGUCAGAGCUUACCUGAUAGCAACAGCAGAAAUGUUAAGAUAACAGCUGAAGAUCUGAAUAAAGAUAAAAGGCCUCUGAAUAUACCAACAGGAAAGUCUAAGCAAGAUACAGAAGGAGACGCUGUGAGAUUUCAAAACAUACCUAUGAUGCAUUUUUCAUCGUCAUCGUUUGGUGACAAUGGUGUUAGUAAUGUUAUUUCAUUACUCAACAGCCAGCAUUCCAGAAAGAGUUGUGAUAGAGAUAUUGUUAGUGGAAUAGUGUCAGGUGAAGAAAAUUCUGUUGUAGAUGGUAGCUGUAGUGGAAAGUCUUCUUGGGCUUUGGAGAAAUUAAGUGACAUAUCUGAUAGUGGAGAAAAUGCUCUUGUAGCAAACUGUAAUGUAUCUGAGCUACCAGUAGCUAAUGGUAAUGUUUUAGAACACCUAAUUGAUGAGUUUAGUGAUAAAGAAAAUGACAUGCCUGUUCUGGAAGCAGUAGUGGACAUGAAGGAGAGAGGUGCAGAAUUAGAUCUGAUGCCCACACUAGAUAGUUACGAUUCAGCAGACAUUGACAUGUUUUGUAAAUCAAUUUCAAGUGAAGACAAAGUUAAUAAUACACAUGCUGUUCUAAGUGUACCACUGCCUGAGUACAGUAAUAUCACUGAAGAAUCAUUGCAAGAUAAGCCACACAUUACAGCUCCACAUAUUUUAAGUCAGAAUUUACAAACCAACUAUGAAGUUCCAAUCUUUAAUAUAGAAAAUAAUGUGAUAAAGAAAGAAUUGGUAUUGGAAACACCUGACAAGGAUAGGAUGAACACUUUGAAGUCGAAGAUAUACAAGAAUAAAGAGAAUUCAGGAUCAACGAUAAGAAACUGGUUGCUACCGAAUAAUGAUUCAGGAAGUGUUAGGUCGGUUCAGUCUCCCGGAAACCUAAAUGCAACCUUGGUAAACACUAGCUAUAAUAUCGUGGAAACAUCACAUGCUGAAAAUGGUAAAGACAUUGAAAAAGAUAGUGGUGAGAUAACAAGUCUUAAUGAUAUGAAAGAAACAGCUGACAGGUCAAAAGUUGCUGACUGGAUACAGAGACAAGAUUUUGUAGUAGCAGAAAAUGUGAGUGAAAAUUCAAGGCAAGGUUUUGAAGAAAAUAUUGUAGAAACUGGAUUUCCACACUGUGAUAAUGAACAGAUUAAAGAAGAGAAUGAAAAUGAAGCCGGUUAUUUUAAAGAUCUUAAAUCAUGUAGUGAAAAAAGGUAUGGUAGUGAAAAACAAGACUUCGAUUUUUGGUCAGAGAGUGGGACCAGUAUUUCUGACUGUACACUGGAUAACUUCAAAAUUGGACGUUGUGAAGAGAGCAAUGUUCGUGCAGGAAUUGAAAGUGAUGUUAUCAAAGAAACUGUGAAAGACAAUGCUACUGACAUGCUAACACAUGAUGAAAUGUCUCAGGAUUCUGAUAUUAGUGCUAAAACAGGUCUUACAUCAGUUGUAACAGCAAGAGGAAUAAAAAUAACAGGACUUUCGUCUUUGUCGUCACAUUUCUUUAACGCUGCUGAAAGUGAUGUGUUUACUGCAACUGAAAGUAGUACUGUACCUUACGGUUGCACUAGGAGGAACUCUGACUGUUCUUUUGCUGACAGUAUCAACAAAGUUGUAUCAGAUGUGAAGGUGCAGACUUCAGAGUGUCAGGUGAAUGCCGUAAAUAGACCUCAACAGGAGUACAAAACACUGGUAGACAGAAACAUUACAUCCGAUCUGAAUAACUUGGCUGGUACAAAAACACAAGUACAAGCAAACUCGGUAACCAGUCAGAAAAAGACAAAAACAAAGAGUGCAAAAACUAAUGUUACCAUUAAAGACAAAGGUCAAACAAAAGAAAAGAAACCAAGAGCAACAAGAACAGCUAAAUCAAAGAAACAGAACCAGACUCAUAACUUAUUGAAUCAGGUGUUAACGUCAAAUUUAUACAGUCCGGUAUCAUCCACUAUUGGAAAUAGUCCCAUUCAGAAUACUCACACUGAUCAGUUAUACACUCAUCCCAUACAAACAAAUGCAUAUCCUCAGAAUCUUGGGCAAGAAAAUAUAUCUAGUCCCAUUACACACCAGCUACAGGGUUUUGGACAUUUUCAACAAGACCAGUUUGGUAUACAUGGACAGCACAAUGGUACAAAUCCACAGGAACAUAAUCCAUAUUCUCAAAACAAUAGUGAGUUUAGAAUGAUGGACUUACUGUUGUCUCCUGGGGACCAGUUGAAUACAUUUCAUCCUCAGACAAAGUUUCAGCAAAAUCUCACCCAUCAGCAACAGGGUAUUAGUCAUCUGAUGCAGCAUAGUAGUGUAUUGAAUCAAAAUAAUAAUGGUCUGGCAGGAGGUUGUAUGCCAAACUUACUGCCAAAUCAGAAUAUUAACCAUCAGUUUGGUGUAUUGCCUUUUUCGCAGGUUUAUCAAAACCAGGACAGCUGUCAGAGUAAUAAAGAAAACGGUCAUCAUUUCUUGUCAUCAGAUUCAAACUUUUUCAUGCACAAUUGGAAUACUAGUUCCAGUGUUGAUCGGCACAGUCAACCUGCACACCAGGUACCAGGCAAUCAUUUGAAUUACCCAGAAUGCCACGGUAACAUGUCACAUGAUCACUCCAGAUCAAAUGGAAGCUUACAGACAAUUGAAAUGUCUCAUAUAGCAGACAGUAACGGAGUUUGUGAAAAUAACUUUAAUUUCAAGAUAGCAGAUACAAAAAGAUUGAAUAGUGAUUCUAAUGUCUCCAGGAAGUUUGGACAACCAAAAAAAAUAAAACAAACUUCGCAAAGAAACAAACAGAAAGAUAAUGCUAAGCAUGAAAGUAAUAGUAUGCAAUUACAUAGCAAUAUUAGGUAUGAUGUAAAUACUGGUUAUAAGAAUCUCGGCACACAAUCCUUGUCUCAUUUAAACAACCAUUGUGUCAGUGUAAACUAUACAAAAUCUCUUAGACUAGACAAUUUGAGUCCACAUAUGCCGUCAGUGCCAACAAAUUAUUCUCCACAAAAUCAUUUUAUGCAGACUGUUAAUAAUUCUCAACAGAAUCAUCAGCUUGCCAAUUAUAAUACAUCACCCAGCGUUGGUGGCUAUAGUCCUGGUUACUAUAGUUCUAUACAACAGGGAUGUGUAGACAGGCAGGCAAACAUGUACAAUACAGUACAGUCUGGGGACACGAAGAUCACCAUUCGAAGAAUACCGUCAGUUAAUACUGCGCCUGUCAAUAAACAUCCAAAACAUGAUCUCAUGCAAUACUGGAAUGUACGUAAAGCUGGGGAUUGUCGACUUGUAUUCAGUGCAAACAUGGGAAAUGGUAAAAGAAAAGCUGAAGAAGAAACACCUACUAAGUUACACAUGUCACAUAUAAACAGUGGGCAAAAUGUACAGCCUGUAUCCAAAAAAAGAAAAUGCCUAGUGUAUUAAUCAGGAAAUUUCCGAACACUUAUGUUUGUAUUGUAUCAAUGUUCAUAUUUAAGGGAUAGUGCUACAAAUGAUAGUUUGGUUCAGUUAUAUAGCAGCAAA
Molecule: messenger RNA, 5099 nt
Organism: Mercenaria mercenaria
Lineage: Eukaryota; Metazoa; Mollusca; Bivalvia; Venerida; Veneridae
Exons: 2
Coding region: 141-5000 (1619 amino acids)
Molecular function (GO): nucleic acid binding; zinc ion binding
Source: RefSeq, a predicted model, not a curated record